Molecule: messenger RNA, 1569 nt
Organism: Kwoniella shivajii
Lineage: Eukaryota; Fungi; Basidiomycota; Tremellomycetes; Tremellales; Cryptococcaceae
Exons: 5
Coding region: 1-1569 (522 amino acids)
Biological process (GO): negative regulation of transcription by RNA polymerase III
Cellular component (GO): nucleus
Molecular function (GO): RNA polymerase III core binding
Source: RefSeq, a predicted model, not a curated record
AUGAAAUACCUCGAUUACCCAAUACUGAACCAGCUCUCCGCUUCACUUUCUUCCGAUGGAGAUACAGAUCUUCAAGUGAAUGUUCGUUUUGAAGCUUACUCGGUCAAACCUGUAGGCAAGGAGAAAAGGGCGUUCAAGGAAAGAGAGGAAGCCUAUAUGUCAGAGCAGGAAGGCAUGGAAGAAAUGAGCUUCUCACCGGAAAUGAGAGAAGCGGGGCUGGCAAGUUGUUUUGGAAGAUUAGACGAAAGAGAAUCUCGAAAAGUACACUUCCUACUUGUGUCGACCCUCAAUGCGGCUUUCCCGGAUCACGAUUUUACAUCCCUUCGACCUGAUCAUUUCACAAGAGAACCUUCAGCUGCCCAAAUCCUUUCUCAUCUAAGUGGAAGUCUACUCGGUCCCUCGGGCGGUAUCGGUACCACACCCAUCAUUCUUAGUCAAGCAGGAUCGUAUAACCCUUCAUCGAUAAAUAAAAGUCCACCAGGAUUAUCACCGUCAAACUCAUCACCUAAUCUCGGUCCGACCGCAUCAAUACCUCAUCCAGACUUAUACCGAGUCCUGAACGACGUACUCCCAAUGGAAGAUUGUGAGGUCUAUUCUUGGUUUCCUGAACCGGAAUACGAUCCGCACAUUGAUAUCUCCUUGAUCCCACAAGAAGAGGAAGAAGACGAGUUCGAUGAUCCAUCAAUGUCGAUGGAUUUAGACGAUAAUGAUAUUGACCCUUCAUGGGGCGCAGGCGGGAUGGAGCUAGAUAUAAGUGAAGAAAACGUGCAUUCCGUUCCGAUGAUGAGGCAGAAUUCAACUUCAGGUGGUGGAAACGUAAAUACAAAUAUGAGGAGGAGUAGUGAGAGUAAUAUAGUUUUAAACGAUUGGGAUGUCGGUAGAGAACGGAAAGUAGGUGGUCUACUUUGGAGUGCCAAUUAUUUUUUCUAUUCCAAACGACAAAAACGUAUACUGUUCCUAACAUGUUGGUGUCGAAAUCGACCAUUACACCCUCCACCUCAAAUCGAAUCUGCCUUCCCAGUCCAAAUCUCCGCAUCAUUCUCAUCACCCUCAUCAUCCUUUGAACACUUAGCACCGCUAUCUAACGGAAAUGCCAUCAGAUCACAUCGGUAUAAUCAUCAUAAUCACCACCAUCGUAAAUCCAAGACUUCAUCGUUGAGAACGAUAAGUAAAAAUAUCGAUAUAAAUAACACUUCAUCUACGAUUCCAAUCAGAGGGAUGGAGAGACCACCAAAUCAGCCGGUCGUAUCAACUCCCAGAUCAACUAGAUUGGCAAGUUCAGCCCCCGCAAUUGGAUUAGGCACCAAAUCACCCAUGACGAAAAUGAUGGCAGGUGGAUUCAAACCUCGUCAAACUCCAGCAAGAUUAGCUAUGAAUGCCAAGUCUAGAUCGAAAGAUGAUAUCGAAGAAGAUGGUAUCGAAGUGAUCGAUAUCACUACAUCGCGUACAAGAGAAAGGAGUGGCUCGACUACCCCUGGCCCGAUAACAGGCUCGACCUCCGCAUUGACAGCAGGUCUCAGAGGGAAUAUUCAAGCCAUGGGGGAGAAGGGGAAGAGGGUCAAGGUUUGA